Pteronotus mesoamericanus is the source of this 831-nucleotide messenger RNA. It is a transcript of the gene AQP2, whose product is annotated as aquaporin 2. The record is from RefSeq and is a predicted model, not a curated record. The coding region runs from base 16 to 831 and encodes 271 amino acids. The transcript is spliced from 4 exons. Lineage: Eukaryota; Metazoa; Chordata; Mammalia; Chiroptera; Mormoopidae. Gene Ontology annotation, molecular function: water channel activity. Gene Ontology annotation, cellular component: plasma membrane; apical plasma membrane. Gene Ontology annotation, biological process: transmembrane transport; water transport.
GAAAGGCUCCACAGUAUGUGGGAGCUCCGGUCCAUAGCCUUCUCCAGGGCUGUGUUUGCAGAAUUCCUGGCGACACUCCUCUUCGUCUUCUUUGGCCUGGGCUCAGCCCUCAACUGGCCGCAGGCCCUGCCGUCCGUGCUGCAGAUCUCCUUGGCCUUCGGCUUGGCUAUCGGCACCCUGGUGCAGGCUCUGGGCCACGUCAGCGGGGCCCACAUCAACCCUGCCGUGACUGUGGCCUGCCUGGUGGGCUGCCACGUCUCCUUUCUCCGAGCUGCCUUCUAUGUGGCUGCCCAGCUGCUGGGGGCCGUGGCAGGAGCGGCCCUGCUCCAUGAGAUCACACCAGCAAACAUCCGAGGGGACCUGGCUAUCAACGCACUUCACAACAAUGCAACAGCUGGCCAGGCCGUGACUGUGGAGCUUUUCCUGACCCUGCAGCUGGUGCUCUGCAUCUUUGCCUCUACAGAUGAACGUCGUGGAGACAACGUGGGCACCCCUGCCCUAUCCAUUGGCCUCUCUGUGGCCCUGGGCCACUUCCUUGGGAUCUACUACACUGGCUGCUCCAUGAACCCUGCACGCUCCCUGGCACCAGCUGUUGUCACCGGCAAAUUCGAUGAUCACUGGGUCUUCUGGAUCGGACCCCUGGUCGGCGCCAUCUUGGGCUCCCUUCUCUACAACUACGUCCUGUUCCCGCCCUCUAAGAGCCUGUCGGAGCGCCUGGCGGUGCUGAAGGGGCUGGAGCCAGACACCGACUGGGAGGAGCGCGAGGUGCGGCGGCGGCAGUCGGUGGAGCUGCACUCGCCGCAGAGCCUCCCUCGGGGCAGCAAGGCCUAA